AUGGCGGUAGAGACGCACGACAAUGAACGCUUCGGUCUCGGCUGGCUGUACUGCACCAGUCUAAAGGAUGACCGCGUGCGCGAGGAGAAGUUCCCCUCUUACGAGCCGUGCAGCGCGGCUCAGCGCCGCCGCAGCGAGGCCGCUAACGCUGUCGAGUACGCGGCAGCAACCGUCUAA
Messenger RNA from Leishmania braziliensis MHOM/BR/75/M2904, 177 nucleotides. RefSeq lists its product as hypothetical. The record is from RefSeq and is a predicted model, not a curated record. The transcript has a single exon. NCBI's taxonomy places the organism in Eukaryota, Euglenozoa, Kinetoplastea, Trypanosomatida, Trypanosomatidae. Bases 1 to 177 code for a protein of 58 amino acids.